AGUGACACACUACUCACUUUUCACACAUACACUGCAUGUAUAUAUCGAGACGGUUAUAUAUAUACACAUAUACAUACAUUCAUUCAAGCACGCCGGCCUCUAUGUAUGACUUGCAGAGACGACGGAUGGAGGAAUAUUUGAGAAGAUGUGAGAGAAUGGGGGAGACGGCGGCCGAGAUGAUGGAUCAGUUUAGCGGCGGAGAUGGAGCUUUGAGAACGACUAUGGCUGUUGAGGCGGUUACGAGCUUCCGCUCAAGGAGGAGUGAGAAGUCCGUUGGUAGUCGCGACGAGGAGGAGGAGGACGGUGAGCUCGACGUGAAUUUCUCGGGAAAUUCGGUGUCUCCGGCCGUCUCUGCGACGUCCGUUCGUGCUCCGUCAACGUCGAAGAGCUCAGGCGCCGCACGUCGCAAGUCAAGAGAGGUUGCGAAUGACAUCUGGAGAUCUUUGGAUCUGCAGGAAGAGGAUUUCGUAACCGACAAUUCAGAUUAUUAUUUCCAUUGCAGUUUCAGCAGAGAGACGACUCCAAGUAGCGAUCAGCAUCGCGGAGACACAGUAGAGGCAGAAAUGGAAUCCCCGGCAAAGCCGAAAAAGAAAUCCCGAGAGGUAGUGAUGAAUCGUCGAGGUGGGAAGCCGGCGGCAGGGAAUAAGGCACCAGCGGCGGAGAUAGAAGAGUUCUUCGCGGUGGCCGAAAAGUACGAGCAAAAGAGAUUCCAAGAAAAGUACAACUACGAUAUCGUGAAGGACGCGCCUUUGGAAGGUCGGUACCAGUGGGUUCGGUUGAAGCCUUAGUCUCGAUCAGAUCAGAUAUAUAUGCACCAGAAGAAGAAGAUCGAAGAUCAGAUCAGAUCAGAAUUAAAGAGACAAAUGUAGGUUAACUUUUGUUAUCCAUCCAUUAUUCAUCCAUCCCUACCUCCGUUCUUUUUAGUCAAAUUUAGCUUAAUUAGCUGUCGUCUUUGUACAGUACGUAUGUUCAUUUCCACCGCCAUUGACGUACUCCAUCUCCUUUCCAUUUCUACAUUAAUUAUUUUGCAUGCAAUGGUAUAUCUUCAGCUGUAUCUUUUGAGUAUUAUAUGUCGACAAUAUUUAUCUGCAUUAUAUUUCA
Ipomoea nil (Japanese morning glory) is the source of this 1101-nucleotide messenger RNA. RefSeq names its product cyclin-dependent kinase inhibitor 7-like. Gene Ontology annotation, cellular component: nucleus. The transcript has 4 exons. Gene Ontology annotation, biological process: negative regulation of cyclin-dependent protein serine/threonine kinase activity. Gene Ontology annotation, molecular function: cyclin-dependent protein serine/threonine kinase inhibitor activity. NCBI's taxonomy places the organism in Eukaryota, Viridiplantae, Streptophyta, Magnoliopsida, Solanales, Convolvulaceae. Bases 36 to 788 code for a protein of 250 amino acids. The record is from RefSeq and is a predicted model, not a curated record.